GACUUGCUUUUGACAGGUCGUCAGCCAACAACCGCUCCCCCACAUCCCACAGUCGAAAAGCUAAGCUUGAGAGGAGAAAUGCUGCAUGCAGAAGGCUGAUGAAGGAAGGCUUCAGCAACAACACAGAAGGAUCGAAUCUUCGAUCUUCGAUCCAAUCGUCCAUUGAGCUUGGCGAAACAAGGACACAUAUCAGAACCAGAGGGAAUUGAAAUCUGGCAAGAAGCAAGAAAUCAAACAAUGACAGACUCGCAAGAAAACAAAAAAUUGCAGGAGGAGAUUGAACUAUUGCAUAGAAGAGAAAAUACUCUUCUACAGCUUGUUCGCAGGGGGUUAAAGAAACAGAUCCAGAUAGGCGAUAUUCCAUUGGAGAUUCAAGAUAUUUUGUUUCCAGAUAAAGAAAGUUCGUUUCCAGAUAAAGAAAGUGUAUUGCACGCUGUGAAGAAUGGUACGCUUCGAUGGUCCACUUUGCCCGAAAAUCUCAAGUGGAAGUAUGAUGCCGAAGUAGUUUGUGAGGCCUUCGAGCGGGAUAAAAUGGACUCAUUGGUCAUCAAGGCUACCCGUAGCGAGGCCUACUAUGCAAUGACGGAAGGCUUACACAAGCCAGGAAUUUUGUGGCAAGACUUGCCCUUUGAGCUGAAGCUGAAUCCUGAUGUUACAUUGGGUGCUCUUCGAACCAGACAGGGCCCAGCCCUGAAUUGCAUCCCGCCCCAGUUCCAAAACUGCUUUUCUUUUCUCUCAGUUGCAAUUCUAUUCGAAAAACUCUCCCUGGAAGAGGUGCCAACAGAAGUCCUGCAGAAGGAUCCCGAAUUGGCUCUUUUAGGCGUACAGAUGGGAGAGUUCUUGGCUGCUGAUUGUCCCAUUUUGACUCCGGAGGUCCUUCGAAGGGCUGUCAAUGAAAGCAAACUAGAGUGGGAGGAUUUGCCAUUUGCCCUUCAGCAAGAUCUUGGGUUCGCACUUGGUAUCACAAAAACGGAAAUUCUUCAACAGAUGCUUCAAAGCUGUCCACAACUUUGGAAUCAUCAGGAGUUCUGGCUGAAGGUUACAAAACAAACUUACGUUUCACGCGUACAGAUGCAGCAUAUCUCUCUUGAACUGCGCUCCAAUUCUGAAUUCAUGAUUGAACUGUGCGUUAACUGUGCUGCAGCAUAUGCGCUUGUUGAUGAGGAUCUGUCAAGCAGUCGGGAUUUCCUGGAGCAAAUCCUACAAGGAAAUGGAUGUGUGAUCAAGUACCUCUCCCAUGAACUUCAAGAGUUGCAUAUUGAUCUGAUCAUCCAGGCCCUGCCUAGCAUUCGUGUUGAAUGCAAGAAAGAAAACGGUUUGGGAAGAAUUUUAGCCCGUGCAUUGUCUCCAGCGAUCUGGACACAACGUGAUUUUGUUUUGAAAUGGGUCCAAGCAGGUCUCAGCCUUCCAAGCAAUCUCCCAGACCAGCAACUAGAGAUAUUGGAGCAAGAUCAAGAGAUCUGUCUUGAGAAUGUAAUUGCUCAAAAGGCAUUCGAAUAUAGGUUUGGCCAACAGUACACUGGUGAUCCUGCGUUUGUGCUCAAAGUUGUCAAGCACCACCCAUUCCUGUAUACACAGGCAACAGGUUCUGCAAAGAUAUGCCUACAAGUGAUGGCAGCAGCAUUUGCGGGAUGCCCGGAGAUUGCAUAUCGCGCGCUUGCUGAUUUGCCUUUCAAGGAACAAACCAACCUAGUUCGGCGGCUCCAAAAGUACAUACACAAUGAACUUGAGCCAUACUCUACAUUUUGCUCAUGUGUACUUGGAAACAUGAUCUCGACCCAGUCAAUGGCAUCAACCGGGACAUCUUUGACACUUCUAAACCAAGGGCUGGAAACGUCACUCCGUUACAAAAAACUGCUGGCCGAGUACCUUGGCAUUCCUAGAGGAAGUGAUCUGAAACGCCUCCUCCGAGCAAGAGACAAUGUCCACAAGGCCACCGGUACCAGGUACUGCCCCUUGGUCUCUUGAGCACCUCUAUCACGAUUGAUGAAAUAAAGGCAUGGAAUGGCAUGCAUUGGUUUCGGCACCUCGAUAGAUAAUCUAGCUUUAGAAAACACAUAAUUCUUUGC
Molecule: messenger RNA, 2069 nt
Organism: Seminavis robusta
Lineage: Eukaryota; Bacillariophyta; Bacillariophyceae; Naviculales; Naviculaceae
Source: the annotation of a GenBank genome assembly